This is a messenger RNA of Anguilla anguilla (European eel), 4966 nucleotides long. RefSeq names its product ring finger protein 19A, RBR E3 ubiquitin protein ligase (gene rnf19a). The transcript has 10 exons. Gene Ontology annotation, molecular function: ubiquitin conjugating enzyme binding; zinc ion binding; ubiquitin protein ligase activity. Lineage: Eukaryota; Metazoa; Chordata; Actinopteri; Anguilliformes; Anguillidae. Gene Ontology annotation, cellular component: cytoplasm; ubiquitin ligase complex. Gene Ontology annotation, biological process: ubiquitin-dependent protein catabolic process; positive regulation of proteasomal ubiquitin-dependent protein catabolic process; protein polyubiquitination. Bases 517 to 3051 code for a protein of 844 amino acids. The record is from RefSeq and is a predicted model, not a curated record.
ACCCGUCUGUACAAAACGAGUGAAGGGGGAGCACGGACAGUCCGAACGAACUGCGGAUCUGAGCCGAGAGGGAACGCGGAUUUAAAGGACGGGUGGGACCGAAGUGGCUCAAGUUGAAACUGAAAAGAGAAGCACUUGGCAACAAUCUCAGAGGAUUUUGAGACCUUCUAGGACGCCUUAUUUCACAUGGAUUUUUCAGAUCGUCUACUCUAGAUGACUUAAACGGUCCCGAGGUCUCCCGUGUACCCGAUUCGUCCCCGUGUCGCAGAGUUUGCCUCCGAGGCCCGGCCCGGCCCGGCCCGACCCGACCGGCUGUUUGAAGAGACCGGCCCGUGGAGGCGAGGAGCCGCCAUGUCUUAAACCCUGUGCACCCCGUCCAGGAACCCUGCCCCCCCCGCCCCCAGCCCUCCUCCCUCACCCCCACCCACACCCCCUCCUUCUCCUCAUCCUCCUCCUCCUCCUCUUCCUCCUGCCCUCCCCAUCCAUGUGACCCCCGCCAGCGCCUCCCCUCCAGCCAUGAGCCUGCAGAAGCACCAGCCCAUGGGCUCGGACCGGGACCUGCAGUCGGCCACCUCCUCGGUCAGCCUGCCGUCCGUCAAGAAGGGCCCCAGGAAGCGGCGCAUCUCGCUGGCCUCGCUGUUCCGCCGGCGGCGGGAGCCCAAGCGCAAGUCCCGCGAGCCGCCCGGCGGCGUGGACGGCAUCGCCAGCAUCGAGAGCAUCCACUCGGAGAUGUGCAACGACAAGAGCUCGGCCUUCUCCGCGCCGGGGGCCGCCUCCACCUGCUCGGGCGCCUCCUCGGGCGCCUCCUCGGCCUCGGGCCCGGGCUCCUCGGCGUCCUCCUCGCACUCGGCCGCCGCCUCCUCCUCCUCCAAGGGCGGGGCCGAGCUCCUGGAGUGCCCCCUGUGCCUGCUGCGGCACGCGCGGGAGCGCUUCCCCGACAUCAUGACCUGCCACCACCGGUCGUGCGCCGACUGCCUGCGGCAGUACCUGCGCAUCGAGAUCUCGGAGAGCCGCGUCAACAUCAGCUGCCCCGAGUGCGCCGAGCGCUUCAACCCGCACGACAUCCGCAUGAUCCUGGCCGACCGCGCCCUCAUGGAGAAGUACGAGGAGUUCAUGCUCCGCCGCUGGCUGGUGGCCGACCCCGACUGCCGCUGGUGCCCCGCCCCGGACUGCGGGUAUGCAGUCAUUGCCUUUGGCUGCGCCAGCUGCCCCAAGAUCACCUGCGGGCGGGACGGGUGCGGCACCGAGUUCUGCUACCACUGCAAGCAGCUGUGGCACCCCAACCAGACCUGCGACGCUGCCCGGCAACAGCGGGCCCAGAGCCUGAGGCUCCGCACCAUCCGCUCCUCCUCCCUCAGCUACAGCCAGGAGAGCGGGGCCACAGCCGAUGACAUCAAGCCCUGCCCGCGCUGCGCCGCGUACAUAAUCAAGAUGAACGACGGGAGCUGCAAUCACAUGACCUGCGCCGUGUGCGGCUGCGAGUUCUGCUGGCUGUGCAUGAAGGAGAUCUCCGACCUGCACUACCUGAGCCCGUCUGGCUGCACCUUCUGGGGGAAGAAGCCCUGGAGCCGGAAGAAGAAGAUCCUGUGGCAGCUGGGCACGCUGGUGGGCGCCCCCGUGGGCAUCGCGCUGAUCGCCGGCAUCGCCAUCCCCGCCAUGAUCAUCGGGAUCCCCGUCUACGUGGGGAGGAAGAUUCACAACCGCUAUGAAGGAAAGGACAUCUCCAAGCACAAGAGGAACCUGGUGAUAGCGGGCGGCGUGACUCUGUCUGUGAUCGUGUCUCCGGUGGUGGCUGCUGUGACCGUUGGCAUCGGGGUGCCCAUCAUGCUGGCGUACGUGUACGGCGUGGUGCCCAUCUCCCUGUGCCGCAGCGGGGGCUGCGGCGUGUCGGCGGGCAACGGCAAAGGGGUGCGCAUCGAGUUCGACGAGGAGAACGAGAUGAACGCCGGCAACGGAGCGGCCGCCACCGACAGCACCUCGGUGGCGGAGACGCGGAACAACCCGAGCAUCGGCGAGGGCAGCGUGGGCGGGCUGACGGGCAGCCUGAGCGCCAGCGGGAGCCACAUGGACCGCAUCGGCGCCAUGCGCGACAACCUGAGCGAGACCGCCAGCACCACCGCGCUCGCCGGCACCAGCAUCACCGGCAGCCUGUCGGGCAGCGCCAUGGUCAGCUGCUACAACAGACUGGAGGUGCAGGCGGACGUUCAGAAGGAGCGGUACAGCCUGAGUGGGGAGUCUGGCACCGUCAGUCUGGGGACAAUCAGCGACAACGCAAGUACCAAAGCCAUGGCCGGGUCCAUUCUGGGCUCCUACAUGCCUCUGGACAGAGACGGGAACAGCGUGGAGGUGCAGGUGGACAUCGAGUCGAAGCCGGGGAAACUGCGCCACUGCAGCGGCGGCAGCAGCGCCGACGACGGCAGCAACGGCGGGCGUGGUGGGGGUGGGGCCUGCCCCUCCGGCUGCCCCAAGUGGGCCAAGGACCCGGCUCCCCCCUCCUCCUCUUCCUCCUCCUCAUCAUCGUCCUCCUCCUCUUCCUCAUCAUCCUCGGGGAAGAAGGGCAAGGGCAAGCUGCGCAAGAAGGGCGGGACCAAGAUCAACGAGUCGCGCGAGGACAUGGACGCGCAGCUGCUGGAGCGCCGGAGCACCAACUCCAGCGAGCCGGACUCGCCCUCGCUGAGCGACAGCGUGCCCUCGGUGGCCGACUCCGAGCUCAGCGGCUCCGACCUGGAGGGGGCCAGGGGCCCCUGCGGCCCCGAGCGCCGCGCCCAGCCCCCCGCCCACGCCCCCGCCGUCAGCCCCCUGCCCGAGGUGGAGAACGACCGGCUGGAGAGCUGCCCCGCCCCGCCGGGCCCGCCGCCCCCGCCCCUGCCCCUGGGCCCCGCCUCCCCGGGCCCCGCCCCCCGCCCCGAGGCCUUCCCCCUCUGCUACAUCGCCGAGGAGACGGUCGCCCUGGCGCGCCCCAGCGGGGCGGAGCCCCUGAAGGAGGCCAACAACAACCACCCAGAGCCGGCCAGCGCUGUGAAGAACGCCUGCAUCCAGACUGAAAUCUGACACCACAAGUGCUGCACACGGACUCCGCCCGUCUCUCACAGACCUUACCCUCGCCAGCGUCUGCGAGCUGGUGGUCCUUUUAAGAGUUCCCACUCACCCAACCACCCCCCACACCCCACACCUCCUCACCUCCGCACCACAAGCCAGCUUUAAUAAUCUGUUCCGUUUCUUUUUCGGUUAGGAUUGUCGACGAGGAAUCUGGUAAAAGUGUCGUGUACGAGAUGCGUUGAAAGAUCCAUUGGCUGUAUUCGAAUGAUUGAUUUGGAGUGGGAGGAGCUUGACGCGAACCAGCGGGGUUAAAUAACGAGCCUCCAUCCCCCCCCCCCCGCCCCCCCUCGCCCCCUCACCCUUACUUGAUUGUUCGAGUCCUCGGACUGCGUUUCCCACCUCGUUAACAUGGAAACGUGGGGGGGAGGAGUCAACCGGCCUGCCCGCCUUACUCUGUCGCGGGCGCGCGUCCUAUUCGCCCGUUCGCUUUACGUGCGGGUUUUCCCCGCCCUGGCCGAGCUCCUCGGGGGGGAGCCCUGGAGCCCUGGGGGCCGCGCGCGUCACACUUUCAUAGGGACCAGGCGUCGCCGUUUCCUUCCCCUCCACCGUUCUGUAAAGGACGAGGCUAUUUCUGUGAAGCUCAUGAUUCUUAUUUAUUGUUUGUUCGUUCGUCGGGAAACGAUGGUUGACGGAAGCCAGCCUUCUUGCGGAGCGCGUAGAGUUGUUGUUUGGGAAGUUGUACAGAAGGAGGUUCACACUGGCUGGUCGAAAGCUAAACCCGGUCCUAUCUCGGGGGAACCCACAGUUUGUGCCCGCUCGCCUGCUGACCAUGGGGGGGGGGGGCAGGCAGGCACAGGUGUUUCGAGAGAACGAGAGUCUGCAGGUUAAAGAAUGAGGGUCAGGAAGGCCGCUGUCGGGUUUGGCUUUUUGGAGAAAGGGGCUCGGCUCCCUCUGGAUCGCUUCGUGCAGAAUCCUGACACUCGACUUUCAGCUGGAAGGUUUCCCGAAGGCUGACGCGUUCAUCUUAUAGAGUAAGAUUGUUUUUUUUUUCUUACCUUUUUCGCAUCUUCAUUGAUUCAUGGUGCCUUUGAAAAUUCCGCUGUUCUUUUUGUACGUUUCUUCAUUCUGUGUCUUCAGAACUUUCAAAACAAAACGAAACAAAACAAAACAAAAAAAGACAAAAAAAAUUCAAAUAUACCUUCAGCCGAAUGUCUGUCUGAAUGCCGUCAGGAGAGACGCUAGUAGUUAUUUCACAUACUGUGGUAGACAUUAAUGAAUAUGUGACUCUUGAAUUGCCUACCAAAGACAGCCCUCAGGCUUAUUCCUGUAACCCUUGAUGACGUCAGCUGGCCAACGUGCGCUUUGAAGGGGGCGCGGUCAACAAAUGGUAGAAUGGGGGGGAAAAAAAACAGAUUCAGAUUCAGGAGUACAGACUGCUGUUUUACGCACGCUCACGAGAAAAAAAAAAAAAGCUACGCAAACUUCUGAGGCCAGAGAAAAGGCUUAAGGCACCUGCACUGUUAAUCCUAGUUCCCCAUAUACAUGUACCGCAAUGCACAAAAGCGUACGGGGACACAGACGAUUGGAUGAAACUUUUUUUUAUUUUAUUAUUUUUUAUUUUUGGGUCCUGUGAUUUCCUGUUCCCAUUCAGAUGCUGCUGAAUGAUAGCUCCAGACUGAAAAAAGAAAAUGCCACAAGCUGCAGUUUUUUCCCAUUUGAGACCUCCCCCCACCCUGAUUUUAUUUCCAUUUUGUCACAACCCCCCCCCCCCCCCCCCCAUAUUUCGUUACCAUACUUCAAACACUAGUGCCAGGUAUAAUUUUUAAUUUGUGCAAAACAGCUUAAGGUAUUUGUAUAUUUGUUUGCUAAUUUGCUUUACAAUAUGCGUGUAAAUGCAUAUCUCAAAAAUAAAAAAAAUGAUAAAGAA